This is a messenger RNA of Alternaria ethzedia, 1524 nucleotides long. RefSeq lists its product as uncharacterized. The transcript has a single exon. Lineage: Eukaryota; Fungi; Ascomycota; Dothideomycetes; Pleosporales; Pleosporaceae. The coding region runs from base 1 to 1524 and encodes 507 amino acids. The record is from RefSeq and is a predicted model, not a curated record.
AUGCCGGAGCCAGAGAACCCCUUCGCUCACUUCGUUCACUCCCAAGCACGCCGCAAAUCCGAGUCCGCUGCAAUCCCAAUUCACGACCGUGAUGUCAAGCGCGACACGGCGACAAGCUCCACUGCGCGCAACCCUUUUGCGCCGCCGGUUCCACCAAAGGACGAGCCGCGCGAGGUCGCGUCUGCUUCACCAGCGAUAAGUGAGACAAGAAACAAUCUGUCUGCUCUGGAGAAGGAGUGGAUGCUGAACGACUGCAUUCAGCCGACAUUGGCACGUGAAGAUAAGUUGAGGCAAGAAUACUCACCGAAGAGUAUGAGGGCGAUAGACGAAAGCGAAAUUCGGGAGGGAAGGUCAUUCGCCCGCCGGAUACAUCCAGCUUUGAGGUCGAUCUCAUCACCGCCACGAAGCUUCAUAGCCCUCCGAGAGAGUGUACAAGAUAGCGGCGUCGACGUGUUCAGUCCCGUAACCUCCAGCGAUACAACAUCGGAGGACGCCAACAGCGAAAUCAAGUCGAAAGCCGCAAAGCGCGAUACCGUCGCCGAUCUAUUCAGCGAGAUCAUGGGAACCGGUAAAGCGCCACGACUACCGCGUCAGAAAGUGCUAGACGAGGUCUCUACACGCUCAGCCGUGCCACCUCCCCUGCGUAUACCCAGCAAGCCCAAGCCCUCACCUCGUGGUAGCGCCCUACCGCCGACGCACAAGUACAACAAGCUAGAACUAGGUGGCCGCCCUUCACUCCAGAUCGUAACGACGUUCGCCGAGCCCAGAACCGCACCAGAGCCCCUUGCCAAUCGUCGCAGUUACACGAAGCGUAUGAGUCACGGGCACGGUCGUAAGGACAGACCAGCACGCGCAUCUAUGAUGCGAUGGAGUCUCUUCCAGAAAGAUGCGCAAGUACCUCAAGUACCAGAAUUGCCGCAAUUACCAGAACCACGGAAUGAGACACCGCCCAUACCCCGGAAGAGCAGCAAGAGAGGCAGAAGUAUCACCUUGGAAGAGCCUUUGCUUCCAAAAAAGAUACAACUUCCUCUUGAAGAAAGUGUGCCACCGCCUCUCACCAAGCACCGGCGCGCGCAAACCUUUCCAGCGCAAAAAAGCUCUCAUAAACUGCGGAAGGAAUCAGACAUUCGUCUUUCACCCACACUACCGCAGCGCAGAGCCACGCAUCACAUCACCGUGAACAGGAUGCGCGAUCCAGAUGAAGCUUUCGAGGAACUUAUCGCGCUCCGCAGACGUGCGAUCGCUGAUGUCACGGAUGGCGCACCCACGGUGCCUGCCCGGGCGAAUGGCAAAAUAAACGGAGGUAGUGGUAAUAUUGGUGGCGGAGGAGAUUGUCUCGGCCUAUACACCACAGCAAAAGGCCGUGUAGAUGACAUCGUAGAAGUAGUGCGAAGCGUCAGAGAAAAGAAUAGAGCGAGGAAGAAGCGGGAGAAGAUGAUGGCGGAGGUGAGGAGGAAGUAUGAGGAGAUGGCUAGUGCGACUAGUAAUCAGACGGGUGGGGAGGGAGGGUAUAAGUGGUUGUGA